UGCAGCCUACAGGAUGAGAACACACACACACACACACACACACACACACACACACACACACACACACACACACACACACACACACACACACACACGCGCCCGCACACACACACACACACACACACACACACACACACACACACACACACACACACACACACAUUCUCCUCCUCCUCCCCGCGCAUUCAGCACCACGGAGAACCGAACAGCGCACGAGUACCGGCGGAUACGGAAAUAAGGAGAAAUCAGAGGAAUCACGCUCUAUUCUAGACCUCUCUAGACCCAUUUCCCCAGCAUGCAAGGCGUUUAUGAUGCUCGUCAGCUCUAUUGCAGCCGGAUCGUAACACGGGGCUCGGAAGCGUCACCGUGAAUCUGCUGCGGUCUUCUGCUUCACUGCCAUCAGAGAGGAGAUGAAAUCGGCUGCGACUGCAGGUUUUAAGCCCGAAAACGUCAAAGCAGCGCCGUGUGCCGCGGUGUCCGGUUAGUGACAUGAAAACGCGGACUAGAAAGAAGGAAGAGGGCUGAAAAUAAAAGAGGGACACGUUUCCUAUGGACCAGAAGAAAAUAUACAGAAUCAGAGAUCGGUGAUGUUCACUGGCAUCUUUAAUUAAACUAAAAUAAACAAAUGAAUGUGAAAAUCUAUUAAAUCUUUAUCUGGACAAAAACGAUUUGAAUCAUUUCCUAUAUUUACCUACAAAAUAAAACUGAAACUAUUUCUCGCUCGUCUUGGAUUAUUAGCAUUAACUUAAACACCAAAAAUAAAGAUUUAUAAUUAUUCAGAUUUUUUAAAAAAUCCAGCAGCGUGGCACCAAAUUUCAGAAAUGAAGACCAGGAAGAACCAGGAGGUUGUGGAGAUGUUGGAAAGGCACUGCUAUUAAACACACAGCGAUCAUCUGUGGAGAUCGUCCAGCAAUUUUUGCAGGUUUCCUCCCAACUGAGCUUGUACGUAAAUGUGAAGUUAAGGAGUUGAGUUCUACGAGAGGUUGGCUUGCUCUGAGGAAAUGUAUCGUAACGAACCGGUCUUCUACAACCUACUGUGCACGCUGCUUUGUGAUUAUCUUUCACUGUGAACGUUGGGAGAAACCCGGUGUCUGUGAUCGUUCCAACUGUAACUUACCCACACUGAUGCGAAUUCUUUGGUUGAGCUCAAAGCGCGCCUCUCUACCAUGGGCUGCGUCCAGAGCUUCAGCUGCAAGUCGCGGGUCAAGCGCGAGAACAUUACCGUGUGUGAUAUGUCAGCCACCAUUGACCAGUGCCCCACAGUGAUCGAAGAGAACUCGCCUAUAGUCCUGCGCUACAGGACACCGUACUUCAAAGCUUUUGCCCUAGUGGUCAUGCCGCCCAUCCCUCGCCAUGAGACCUGGGUGAUUGGAUGGAUCCAGGCUUGCACUCAGAUGGAAUUCUACAACACUUACGGAGACACUGGCAUGUCGAGCUGGGAGCUCCCGGAGCUGAGGGACGGCAUGGUGAACGCGAUCAGCGACUCGGACGGUGUGAGCUACCCUUGGUACGGCAACACCACCGAGACAGUAACCAUCUCAGGCCCGACAUCCAAACCUUCACGCCUCAUCGUCAGCAUGAAUGACAACUUCUACCCAAGUGUGACGUGGGCGGUGCCAGUGAGUGAGAACAACACGCCAAUGCUCACGCACAUCACACGUGACCAGAGCUUCACCACGUGGCUUGUGGCGCUCAACGUCGGCACAUGCGAGAAGAUCCUGCUGCAAACCAUCAAAUGGAGAAUGAAAGUGGACAUCACCGUUGAUCCCACAAUGCCUCUGGGCUCCAGGGCCAGGCUGGUUGGGCCUCUUCACCAGGACCAGCCCAAAAUCCUCACCCAAAUGGAACCCAUUCCCCACAAUGCCAUGGGCAAACCCAACGCGAAUGAUGCCCAGGUGCUCAUGUGGCGGCCCAGAAGGGGAACGCCAUUGGUUGUGAUCCCCUCGAAGUAGCUGGUUCGGGAAAACGUAAGUGUGGAUACAGGAUAGUCCUUUCCACUGGGUUGAUUUUUGACUCUCCGGAAAUAUACCAAGAGCAGGACAAGCGGAAAAUGACAGAUGAUAGUUCUGUCGGUGAUGUACCGAGUGCCCCAGCGCGAUUCGAAAGGCCUUGUUCAUACUAAUAAGGAUCCAUUUGAAAAGUUCUUUCUGUUGCUGUUUUAGAUGUUUUCCAUUCUUCCGUUAUCACAUUUGAACGUUAAUAUUAAUAUUUGAUCAGUGUUACGAUGGACGUAAGCGAUGUCAGGAAGAAGGAAUGUCUGUUAACUCUUGAUCACGAUCCUGUUACCAACCAUGAGCGGUGCACCAAAUACCUGUAUCUGAGUUGAAUCCGGUUGGCAUCAACCUCUGGAUUGGUAUCAGAUCUGACAAACACUACAUGGUCAAAUGUUUGUGCACCCCUAACUAUUACACUUUAAUGUUAAUGAUAUAAUAAGCUCCACUUUUCAUGGGAGGCUUUUCACUAGGUGUUGGAGUGUGGAUGUAGAAAUUUGUGUUUGUUCGUAUAUUCCACAAGAGCGUUAUUGAGAUCAGACGCUGAUGUCAGGAUGGUGUGGAGACUUCAGUUCCAGUUUAUCCCAAAGUUGUUCAGUGGGGUUAAGUCAGAGUCAGGGUUCUGUGCAGGACACUUGAGUUCUUCCACUCCAACCAUAACCUCCACACCAUGUUUCUUUAUGGAGCUGCUUUGUGCACAGGGGUGUUGUCAUGCUGGAACAGCUAACCCUACAGCACACAAAGACAUUCUAUACAAUUGUGUGCUUAAAAAUUUGUUUGGAAAACAAAGGUGUGAUUGUCAGUUGUCCACGUACUGUACACUUAGCCAUAUAAAUACAUUAUGCUAAUUGAUGCUACGCCGGUCAAUGCAGAUAUCGGCCUCGUCAUGAAAACAGAAAAAGUGGGAUUAAUGCAUUACUAUGGACCGCAUGAUGGAGGAUAGAACCAGGGCGUGAACCAGGGCGUCCUGCCGAAAGAGUCCAAUGAGAAUGUUUAGGCAUUAAAGAAUAGCUUUUUCUAUAUCCUCAGGAGCUCUUAAGUUUGGAUCGCACAGAUGCCAUAGCCUUUCGUGGCCAGGAGACCAAAACUGACCGUGAGGUCUUAGCACUCGGGAUGGUAUACUCUCUUACCUCUCAAUCAGAGCAAUGUGAGUGAUGACCUGUGAUGUAGCACGAGCAGCAGCUCAGUUUGAGAAGACGCGGUGGUUGGAUUAAGAUGUCUUGAAGGAAGCACAUGCUAGCUUUCACCCUUCCUGGUUGGUAGCUGGUGUAUGAUAAUCAAGAGCUAGCUAGUGGGUAGAAAUGGACAAAUGACCAAAUUAUGAUGAGAAAACAACAACAAAACAGAAAUUAGACCAGCAACGAUCAGGAAUGUACAGUAGAACUUUCUGAUCCCGAAAACACC
This is a messenger RNA of Tachysurus fulvidraco (yellow catfish), 3395 nucleotides long. RefSeq names its product family with sequence similarity 78 member Bb (gene fam78bb). Bases 1167 to 1952 code for a protein of 261 amino acids. The transcript has 3 exons. Lineage: Eukaryota; Metazoa; Chordata; Actinopteri; Siluriformes; Bagridae. The record is from RefSeq and is a predicted model, not a curated record.